UUUCGUAAACCGACACGAUGGAGGCGGUCGAGCAGCGUGUUAAAUUACCGCAAAAAAGGUUCUAUCGGCAACGGGCACAUUCGAAUCCGAUAGCCGAUCACAACUUUGACUACCCUCCGCAUCCCGAUGCGUACGAUUGGAGCCAGCUGUAUCCGAGCAUCGGUGACCGGCAAGUGGAGUUCGCCGAUAUCGGUUGCGGAUAUGGUGGGUUUUUGGUUACGUUAGGAGAAACGUACCCAGACAAGCUUGCCAUUGGAAUGGAGAUUCGUGUAAAGGUUUCCGAUUACGUGAUGGACCGCAUACAGGCACUUCGAGCCCUGCACGCUGGAAAGUAUGAAAACAUUGCUUGCAUCCGAACCAACGCUAUGAAGUACCUGCCGAAUUUCUUCCGCAAGCAUCAACUUGAAAAACUGUUCUUCCUGUAUCCGGAUCCACACUUCAAGAAAGCAAAGCAUAAGUGGCGUAUAAUCAACUCUACCUUGCUGAGCGAAUACGCGUAUGUGCUUCGUCCUGGCGGUAAAAUUUAUACCGUUACCGACGUGCGCGAUCUGCACGAUUGGAUGUGCAAGCACAUCGAGGAGCAUCCUUGCUUCGAAAGGAUACCCGAGGAAGAAAUCAGUGCGGAUAUUCUUUCGUCUAAGCUGCUCGAUAGCAGCGAAGAAGGGCAAAAGGUAACAAGGAAUAGUGGCGAUAAAUUUAUGGCUAUAUUUCGACGGCUCUGAGGUUGUUUUUGGAUAACUGCUGAAUAAAAUAAUGUAAAGUGUAAUGCUUUCGUAAUUGCUUACAAUAUAAGCACAUUGAUUUUAAAUUUAUCACGAUCAAACAAUCCAAAUGGAAUUGAAUCCGGAAUUGUAGUUCGGAGCGCAUCGGAACGGAAUCUAUGUUUACAAAAGACAUCUGACAGGUAUCACUGACAGCCGAAGAAGCUAGAUUCAAUAAAAACCGAAAAGGUGCA
This is a messenger RNA of Anopheles coustani, 955 nucleotides long. RefSeq names its product tRNA (guanine-N(7)-)-methyltransferase. Gene Ontology annotation, biological process: RNA (guanine-N7)-methylation; tRNA methylation. Lineage: Eukaryota; Metazoa; Arthropoda; Insecta; Diptera; Culicidae. Gene Ontology annotation, molecular function: tRNA (guanine(46)-N7)-methyltransferase activity. The transcript is spliced from 2 exons. Bases 18 to 722 code for a protein of 234 amino acids. The record is from RefSeq and is a predicted model, not a curated record. Gene Ontology annotation, cellular component: tRNA methyltransferase complex.